Molecule: messenger RNA, 647 nt
Organism: Camelina sativa (false flax)
Lineage: Eukaryota; Viridiplantae; Streptophyta; Magnoliopsida; Brassicales; Brassicaceae
Source: RefSeq, a predicted model, not a curated record
GUGGCUGGGGUAAUGAGUCUGGUGGUGGUGGUGGGAGUACUGGUGGUUGGGGAAGCGAGUCUGCUGAGAAAAAGAGUGACGGUGCGGGCGCCUGGGGUAGUGGGUCUGGCGGUGGCGAUAGCGGUAGUGGAGGUUGGGGAAAUGAUUCUGGCGGUAAAAAGAGCAGUGAAGAUGGUGGUUGGGGAAACGAGGCUGGUGGUAAAAAGAGCGAUGGAGAGGGCGGUUGGGGGAAUGAAUCCAGCAGUCAAAAGAGCGGUGGCGGCGGUGGUGGUGGAUGGUGUGUGAGCAGAGUUCAUGAUGAAUGGUUUGCUGAUGAGGAGAAGGUUCGAGAUGCUGUUGGCUUGUUGGAGAAACCUGUUGUUGAUUUCCCAACUGAUGGAGAACUUGAUUGUGGGAUUUGUUUCGAGACUUUCCUUUCUGACAAAUUUCAUGCUGCUGCUUGUGGUCAUCCCUUCUGCGAGUCAUGCUGGGAAGGUUAUAUCACCACCGCGAUUAAUGAUGGUCCUGGGUGUCUUACGUUACGAUGUCCAGAUCCUUCUUGCAGAGCUGCUGUUGGUCAGGAUAUGAUCAAUUUGCUUGCUCCUGAUAAAGAUAGGCAGAAGUACACAUCUUAUUUUGUCAGAUCAUAUGUUGAAGACAAUAGAAAG